This is a messenger RNA of Micropterus salmoides (largemouth bass), 1219 nucleotides long. It is a transcript of the gene mitd1, whose product is annotated as MIT, microtubule interacting and transport, domain containing 1. Gene Ontology annotation, biological process: midbody abscission. Gene Ontology annotation, cellular component: midbody. The transcript has 7 exons. The record is from RefSeq and is a predicted model, not a curated record. Lineage: Eukaryota; Metazoa; Chordata; Actinopteri; Centrarchiformes; Centrarchidae. Bases 195 to 944 code for a protein of 249 amino acids.
CUUUAGGGGUUAUUUUUCUUAAAAUUGUACCCAUAUGCGCACCGUGGACCAUUAUUCCAUCACUAAGUUUUUCCCGGAAGUAUUUUUGUGGCGCACUUGUGUAGCUUCUUUCUGUGACUUUCCUGACAGCAGAUAAGCAUGAAUACUCUGUUGGUUUUCUAGAAGCUCUAAAAAGACGAAGGCUAGACACCACAAUGACACAGAACCACGUGUCAGGGAUGGAGACGUCCGCCAUCUCCGUCCUGAAGCGGGCAGUGGAGCUGGACCACAGCGGCCGUCUGCAGGAGUCCCUUGUCUGCUACCAGGAGGGCAUCCAGCUGCUUAUAGACGUGUUGAAAGCUGUGAAAGAUGACUCAAAGAGAGGGCACUACAGGGAUAAGAUAAAGGGCUACAUGGACAGAGCAGAGCAAAUCAAAGCUCAUGUGAGCCAGAUGAAAGAAGAUGGGAAAUACCAUGAGCAGAUUAAAAUAGUGGAGGAUGCUACUGGUUACAGCUACGAGGCUCUGUUCAAGCCAUACAUCAGCAGUUUACUCACAGAGGUCUGGGUAGAAGACCCAUACAUACGGCACACCCAUCAAUUGUACAACUUCCUGCGGUUCUGUGAGAUGCUGCUAAAAGCGUCCUGCAAGGUGAAAACCAUCCAUCUCCUCACUACACAGGAUGAAUCGGAUAAUCGCCAACAGAGCAGCGCUUUGGCCGAGCUGAAGGAGAGUCUCAGUGCUCAGGGAGUGACUCUGGAUCUGCAGUUCUCCUCCACUAUACAUGACAGGGAGAUCAGUGUUUUUAGGUUUGACAAUGGAUGGAUCAUCAAGAUCGGAAGAGGGCUGGAUUACUUCAAGAGACCUAAGGGACGAUUCUCUAUUGGAUACUGUGACUAUGACCUCAGGCAGUGCCAGGAGACCAACGUAGACAUUUUUCACACUAAACACACAAAAACACUAUGAUAUUCAUGAAGCUUAAAUUCCUUACAUUCCUAAUUCAGGUGACUUCAUAUACUUACCUGCCCUCAAAACUCACUGCUGUGGUGUUGGAUUUGCCUUAACAUGUGCUCUGCCUUAUAACAGUGGUGUAACUGAGCAUUUUUAUCAGAGGUAUUACAGUAUGCUUUUUGUCACACUGAUAAUGUCUUUAAACCAACUGUAUGAUUCUGUGCUAUAUAUUCUAUAUCAUCGGGUUUUGGACAUUCUUAAGUCUUGUGUGCAGUUUAUGCAAAAAAAAG